CUCUCUCUCUCUCUCUCUCUCAGGUGCAUAUUAUACAAAAGUGUAUUGCGGCAAACCAAUCUGAUUAUUGCAGUUCCUUUAGUGUCCUGAUAAAUCCGUAGUAGUGUUAUAGAUGCAUGUCAUGUUGUAGAAGUGCGUGUGUGCAGUGAGAUGAGGUGAAGGUGAGGCGUGGUGUGGUGUGGGUGAGGCGCCUCGCCAUAUCGUGAGGUGGAGUAAUUCAGAUGAAGUGAAGUGAAGGGAAGAGAAGUGGGAUAGAAUAAAGUCAAGAAAUAACAGUUUAUGCAUGAGUGUGUUGUGAGAUGAGAGUAAGGCGGUGUGUGGUGAGCAUGAGCUGCCGUGAAGUGAGGAGAUGUGAGGUGACGUAAGGUGAGGUGAGGUGAAGUGAAGUGAGGUGAGAUACGGAACAGCGCUUCCCAUUCUUCAAGUAUAUUUACAGGCGCUAUAGGCCAUAACAAAAAAAAUGUAGCUUGUGUGAGUGAGUGAGUGAGUGUACGGGACACUGCAUGCAUUUCAGGAAAGUUCCCAGCAAGAUGCAUGAACUUAUAGAAGCUUGGAAACUAAUGUUGUGUUGUACCAGUUAGCACACCUGCGAGUAACUGUUGUGUGGUCUGUGUCUGAGUCCGUGUCUGCUGGCAGGUGACGUCACACCAGCCGGUGUCCCGCACCCCAUGGCGUCCAGCCAACCUGAUGGCUCACAGGAAUGGUUCCAGGCAAUGAGGGAAGAACCAGCUACACUGCCAAUGCGUAUAAGAGGAGCAGAGUACAUUCCUUCCGAGCGUGUCUGGUGUGUGCCGCUGCCAACGAGGGCCACGACCACCUGCUGCCUCACCUACGUCAGGCAGAGCUGACCAUAGAAGGUGGAGGUACCGCUGAGUGUAGACCGCUGAUGCUGGCUGCGGUGAAGAGCCACACCCAGACCGUGAAGGCACUGGUCUCUCUCGGCGCGAACCCUCUGGCGAUUGAUAGGCAAGGGUGGACAGCUCUUCACAUUGCUGCCGGUGUGGGCCGGCAGAAGUGUGUGGCAGCCGUCCUGUCCGUCACCCCCGCCACUGCUGCACACCUGGAGGGAGUCACACCGGUGCACGCCGCCAGUUACUAUGGACAAGUGCAGGUACUGGAGCAGCUGGCGAUCGCUGGCUGGCCCCUGACCGGCAUGGAAAGUAGUGGUUGGACACCCCUGCACUGGUCUGCCUGCGGGGGACACGUAUCAGCGGUGUGGUGGCUGGCGCUGCGAGGUGGUGACCCGUGCAUGCAGACCCCGCUGGACCUGGCCGUGAUGCAUGGCCGCCCCGAGGUGGAGACCUGGCUGAACAUGAAUGGCGGCGGUGGCGUAACUAUGGGCAGCGAGGCUCCGCGUGUGACAUGCGGCUGUGCACCACCACCACCACCACCGCCACCACCAACUCCACCAGCACAGCUUCAACUUGCCUAUCAGUCGCCAGAGGGUUCGCGCCGAGAGAGAGCAGUGCCUUCACUGUCUGGGUGUGGCCCUUCACCGUAGCCAGCAUCGGCGGUCUACAGUCAGCUGUACCUCCACCUUUUAUGUUGAACCCUACCUGUAGUAGGUGAGGCAGAGUGACACCCAAGUGGGCACCCAUAGCGAGAGCAGACCUCACCAGUGCCUCAUCUCUUUUCAUCACACCGUUGACCAACCCCUGUUUGUGUGUGUCUGUGUGUGUGUGUGUGUGUGUGUGUGUGUGUGUGUGUGUGUGUGUGUGUGUGUAGGGGGAAAGUAGUAGUAGUAGUAGUAGUAGUAAUAGUAGUAGUAGUAGUGGUAGUAGUACUAAAUCUAUGUAUUAUUAUUAAUACAGGAAUACGUCCAGCUUUAGUGAGUGUAUUUGAUGUAACGUGGAGAGUCUUCUUGUUAUUGAUUUUUAAUGUAGUGUUCACUGAUAUGUAUUACACAACUGUUUGUGUUAUAAUAAACUAGUAAUUUUGUUUAAAGCAAGUACCCGUAUGAUGUGUAAUAACUAAUGGGGGUAUAAGUGUAAUGGAAACAUUGGCAAAACUGUAUGAUGCUAUGAUACUUAAACUUAGAUUAUGAUGGCACAUAGACAAAUGUGAGGCAGGUGCCCAGAAAAGGCGAGGAUGCAUUGAGCAAAUUGUUACCUUAAGGCUAUUAUGUCAUUAUGCGGCAUAUAAGAAAAGGAAACUCUAUGUACUAUUUAUAGACUUCAGUAAGGCAUAUGAUCGAGUCCAUAGAGAUAAGUUAAUAGCAAAUUUUAAACGUUUAGGAUGUGGCAGAAUAAUGGUGAAGGCAAUAAAGGCAAUGAAUGUAUUCUUGUACAAAAAACAUCUUAAAGUCAGCAGUAAUAGAGUCAUCCAUUGGUGCUUGCCAAGGGGCCCCGACCAGCUGUUUGCUCUUUAUUUUGUAUGGUAAAAAUUAUGACAAAUGAAAUAGCAGUGGACGGUUUUUUAGGAGUAUUAUAUGUAUUACUUUUAAUGGAUGAUCCGGUAAUUUUAGCAACAAACAGAGAGAUGUGCGGAAAAAAGCUAAACAUUGUAUUGAAAUAUUGUGGUGAUUAUGGAAUGGUUAUCAAUGAAAAGAAAACAACAUUCUUUGUUAUCAAUGGGGAGGAAGCGACAAGACUUGAGAGUAGGAGGUGUGACUGUCAACUACGUGCCUAGUUACUUGUAUCUGGGCGCAUGGUUCACUGACACUGCUAAGAUGAACGAUGUGAUUAACAUGCAUGGGAUAGCUAAUGAGGCCGUUGUAAAUAAAUUUUCAAUAUUUUGUGCAACCAAUACGCAGAUGCCGUUUAUAUACAAGAAAAAAGUGUUUGACGCAACAGUGACUUCUGCACUGCUGUACAGUUGUCAAUCAUGGCUAAGCAACAACAUGAAAAGUUUAGAGAGACAAUACAAUGCUUUAGUGAAGUAUUUGUUGGGAGUAAGAAGAAAUACUAGUAUUAAUUUAUGUAUGCUUGAAAGUGGUAUCCUACCUAUUGGAGAACUAGUGAGGAAAAGAAGAAAAAGUUUCAUAAUAUCUAUGUUAGAAAAUACAGAUAUUGACCAACCAUUCCACACAAUAUAUGAUCUCUGUAGACGAGAGAACACACCAGGAUAUAGAUUUCUGUACUGUAUAAGGAGAUAUAUUUAGAAGCUGAUUGUGAGCCCUUAGAGAAGAUUAAACAGACUAUUAUAGAUACACCAAACAAUGUCUAUAUACCUGACUAUCAACACGAAUAAUUUUCAGGAUUAAGGUUGAUGUCACACAGUCUGAGAAUAGAGACAGGAGCUGAAGUCGUACGCCUCGCUAAGAUAGAGUGUGUGUAUGUGAUGGUACUCAAAUACAGACUGAACGACAUGUGUUUGUGGAGUGCCCGCUAAGUGAACACCGUCCUGGCAGGUAUCCCAUGAUACAGUUUGCAAAUAUUAGUGAUUUGUUAAAUGAAAAUGUGUAUGUCAGAGAAUUGUGUAGCUUUAUAUUUGAUGUUUUUGAGAUAUUUACAUAAUUUACCUCUACAGUUUAUCAGGAAAUGAUAUUUCUUUUGGACAAAAUGAAGGAAUGUAAUCUUUUGUUUUCAUAUGAUAUUGUAUGCAAAUUUAUUUCGUCAAUAAACUAACUAGCUAACUAA
This is a messenger RNA of Portunus trituberculatus (swimming crab), 3578 nucleotides long. RefSeq names its product serine/threonine-protein phosphatase 6 regulatory ankyrin repeat subunit C-like. The transcript has 4 exons. Lineage: Eukaryota; Metazoa; Arthropoda; Malacostraca; Decapoda; Portunidae. Bases 701 to 1501 code for a protein of 266 amino acids. The record is from RefSeq and is a predicted model, not a curated record. Gene Ontology annotation, molecular function: protein binding.